CAAUAUUUUAUUUUUAUUAGAAUAUAUAUUAGUAGUAUAUUCCGUUAUUCAGAGUUACGUCACGUCACGUCACUGGUGAUCGCGUAUUAAAAUUACCCGUUGCACAUGAAACCUGGCAACUCUACCAUCAGCUGUUCGGCGUUUAAAUUGAUAAGACUUCCUAUAUUUUCGGUUGAGUGUUGAGUGUUGGGCAGAAGAUAAGAAGAAGGUCAAGAUCAUUUGCAUAUCUCAGAACGGAGCAUAAACAGGAAAAUGGAGGUUAAGGAGCUUGAAGUGAACAAAACCCUUCCCUAUGACCCCUCCCUGCUCGCGGUUAACAUUUCAUUGCGUCAGAUUGAGGAGAUUGCCAUGACGGUGUCUCAACGCUGCCAUGUAAGUGGCGUAAAUGAAAUUGCCUGGGCCUUGAGGGCCCUGAUGCUGACAGAUUUGACCACGCUAGCGGGUGAUGAUACUGCUGCCAACGUGCGAAGGCUGUGCCUGCGUGCCUGUUAUCCAUUCGAGCCACAAUUCUUUGACAAAUUCUUCGAACGGGCUCUGCUCUCUGAGAUUCAUACUGCCGCCGUCUGUGUUUACCCUGCUAGAGUGAAGGAUGCCUAUCAGGCACUGCAGCAGUACGACAAGCUGGACAAGGUGGCCAUUGCAGCUGUAGCUACUGGCUUCCCCACUGGCCAAUACGGAUUGCAGACGCGCCUGCAAGAGAUUAGUCAUGCUAUUCUGUCUGGCGCAACCGAAAUUGAUAUCGUGAUCAACCGGCAGCUGGCUCUGGUCGGCGACUGGGAGGGUCUCUACAAUGAGGUGGUGCUGAUGCGCAGUGCCUGUGGCCAGCGCGCACACUUGAAGACUAUUCUGGCCAUCGGAGAGCUCGGAACAAUGGAGAAUGUUUACAAAGCGGCUAUGGUUUGCAUGCUGGCUGGAGCAGACUUUAUAAAAACAUCCACUGGAAAGGAGGCGGUGAAUGCUACGCUGCCUGUCGGCUUGGUUAUGAUAUUCGCCAUACAGGAGUUCAAGCGUCGCACUUGCCAGAUUGUCGGUCUGAAGCCCGCUGGCGGAGUCCGAACUGUGCGUGAUGCCAUUGCCUGGAUGACGCUGGUGAACGAGACUCUUGGGAUGCGCUGGCUGCGUCCCGAACGUUUCCGUUUCGGAGCAUCAGGACUGCUGGAUGACAUUGAGAAGGUAGUGCGCGAAGGCGUGGCCAAGCUAGAGGCACAGGAGGCUGAAAAGUCCAAGCAGGCCGAGCCGAUUGUGGAGCAAGAUGUCCUGGAAACCCUAUGCAAAGAUCUCCGCAAGACAAAGGAGGAGAAGUAGGCAAACAGCAAAGCUUCGCUCUAGCCAUCCACACUUCCCGCAUGGAGUACUGCAUUUAUUACUGCAUUUUUAUAUCGUGACUAAAAUUUAAAAAAAAACACACAAUUUCUACGAGU
Messenger RNA from Drosophila obscura, 1421 nucleotides. It is a transcript of the gene Dera, whose product is annotated as deoxyribose-phosphate aldolase. The transcript is spliced from 3 exons. Gene Ontology annotation, biological process: deoxyribonucleotide catabolic process; carbohydrate catabolic process. Gene Ontology annotation, molecular function: deoxyribose-phosphate aldolase activity. Bases 253 to 1305 code for a protein of 350 amino acids. Gene Ontology annotation, cellular component: cytoplasm. Lineage: Eukaryota; Metazoa; Arthropoda; Insecta; Diptera; Drosophilidae. The record is from RefSeq and is a predicted model, not a curated record.